AAUGUUUCAAUUGAAAUCACUCCAGAUGUGCUUACUUGGCAGCAUUCAGAGAGAAAUUCACACAAAGAACAAGAGGAGCAGGGAACCUAAAAGCUCUCUGCAGGACCCAAUAUAUGGGGAACAACGAGAAGCUCUCCUAGUCUACUGGACUGUAGCACUCUAACAUGCCCAGUUGUUCUGCUACAGUAUCGGGGAUUCUGCAGAAUCUACUGGCAGACGCAGAGAAUAGGAAAGUUUUCAAAUUGAUUGCCACAUCACACAAACACAACUGGCUGAAGUUUCACAAAGAGUCAGGGGCAACAUGUGACUCCCUCCUGCUCUUCCUGUGGCCUGCAGAUGGGUGGAGGGGGUCAUUAUUCCGCAGGCAAAAGAUUUGUGUGAGAUGGUGAUCUACUAAGAUGGGAGAGCACAUGUUCCAUGAAAAAAAGGAAGACAAAGUCCUUGAAAUUCUCCAAUAACAAUGAGAGUUCGAAUUAAGGGAGAUGUCCUUUGCACUCUUCUUCUGGUGAUCUCUCUCAGCACUUUGCUGUAUAGUUUGUUAAGACCAACUGCUAAACAAGACAUUGCUCCAGUGAAAAACACGAAAAGACUCAAGAACCCACCCAGGACUGCAGCUUCCAAGAAAUAUUAUGACGCUAAAGUAAUAACAGGUAAAGUGAAACUCCUUUCAGAGGUUUAUCAUGCAGACGUAGACAGUGAAGACGUUAAGCCCACAGUCCCACCAGUAAAGACACAAUCUCCAUUUGACUUCCAACAGUACCUCAGCAGUAAAGAUCAUCGAAACUUUAGCUUGCUAAUCAACCAACCAAACAAGUGCACAAAACCUUCCGGAGAGUCAUUCCUACUCAUUGCAGUAAAAUCCAUUGUGGAAGACUUUGACCGACGUGAAAGUGUUCGCAAAACCUGGGGGAAAGAAGGAUUAGUCAAUGGUGUGCGGGUCAGGAGGGUAUUUCUUCUAGGGAUCCCCAAGAAUAAAACAACAGUGUCCUUGUGGGAGUCCCUUAUGCAACAAGAGAGUCACUAUUACAAAGAUAUAUUGCUGUGGGAUUUUCUUGAUACGUUCUUCAACUUGACCUUGAAAGAGAUCCACUUUUUGAGCUGGGCAGAAAUGUUUUGCAAUGACGUUAAAUUUAUUUUCAAGGGUGAUGCCGAUGUAUUCGUCAAUGUAGAGAACUUGAUACAUUUCUUGCAGAACCAAAACGCUUCUGAAGAUUUGUUUGUUGGGGAUAUUAUAAAUCAUGCCAAGCCGAUAAGGUCAAAGAAAAGCAAAUACUACAUUCCAGAGACUAUGUACGGGUUAGGGAUAUAUCCAGCCUAUGCAGGAGGUGGAGGAUUUCUAAUGUCGGGAGUGACCAUGAAAAAGUUGUCUGAAGCCUGCAAAGAGGUGGAACUCUUUCCUAUAGAUGAUGUAUUUUUGGGAAUGUGCUUGCAACGUAUUAAUCUCAAACCAGUUUUACACGAAGGAUUUAAAACAUUUGGAAUCACAAGACCCUCGGCUGCACCUCACUUACAAACAUUUGAUCCUUGCUUCUACAAAGACCUAAUGGUUGUACACAGUCUCAAAGCAGCAGAGAUCUGGCUCAUGUGGAACCUUCUGCACAGUCAACAGCCACCCUGUUCCCAAAAACAGAGAAUAAAGAAACCGUUCCACUGGAAGAAGAAAAAGACAAAACAGGCCAUAAAUGCAGUCACGAGUCUACAAGUGAACCAAGAACUUUCAAGCACAUGGUGAAAUAGUUGGACCCUUAAAGGUUGGGAAGAUGCAGAAUGUCCAAUCCUGCUGCAGAUUGUAGAAACCAACUAUACGGUCUCACAGCAUUGGAUCAACGACAGCAACCAUUCAUGAAAACUAAAACCCAAAAAACACAACGCACACUUCUUAGAAGAUAAAAUGUUUUUAAUCCCUUAAGGACACAUAAUGGAAAUUUUCUGUCAUGCUGGCCUUUUACUUCUGAAGGGGUGUCCUAAAGUGUCAACAAAGAAGGGGAGAAAGAGUAAUGAUGUAUAAAGGUCACACACACACACAGCACUUUCUUAUUGCACUUAUUAUGAAAAAAACUGCUAAGAUGCAGUAUGUAUUCAUAGAAAAAAAAAUAUUCAGACACAAAGCAAUAUACGCAAACACAAAAUAAACAAAGAAAAAAAAAAACAGGCAAACAAGUUGUGACCAAAUGGUCUCCCUUUAUUAGGUUGUGGGUAUACAUGCUGUUUCGGAGCAACAGAUUUCAUAAGAAUUAUUGUAAAAAACUGAAAUAAAACAAAACAAAAACAUGAUCACAAAUAUCUUUAUUUUUUGAAAACAGCAUUUCUUCUCCGACAGUUUGCCUAAUAAGAACCCCAUGUAGAAACUCUCUAAGUUUGGAGAUACUUCCACAUUAUUCUCUAUACUUAAAACGGCACAAUUAUUCUGUACUCUUGGACCAAGCCAUGGUCUCCCACAUGCCUCAGUCUGUUCACUUCCUGUCAUACGGGGCUGGGGAUGUCACCACGUUUUAGAAGGACGCAAUACUAGCAGGAUUGGGCAUUGUAAACACAAAUAAAAAGCAGCUAUGAGGGUUUCCUCAAAUGGAAAGUGUCUGGGCAACAAUCUGCAGCAGGGACGGUAGAUUUCCUUUUUUAAUAUUAACUCUAUGGUAGUCAAAAGGGUAAGUAGCUGAACAGAACAAAAUGCUAAAUGAGCACUCUGGUGGGAACGUGGGUAAUUAAACACCUGAAAGGAAGACUAGAUUAUGAGAGAACAUGCCUUUCUAGUUCACAUUUACAUGGCAGCAAACUUGGGGGGGGGAGGCAUCUUCUUACGUUCAGGUUCUCUCCCUGCAUGCGGACAUCACCUGCACACAUUUUACUACAUACAAACAAAAACCCCAAAACAAUAUUUACAAAAGAAAAAUAAAUCUGUACACUAUGCUGUAAAAACACACAAACUUUGUCCAUGUAUCACGUUAUUACACCAAAAUAUUACAAAGAGGAUACAUUUCUAUUAAUAAUUUAAUCAUUCCAAUUUCAACCUCUCCCCCCACAACCAGCUGACCUCCUCCUAUACACAAAAUGACACAGAGAGACUCAGUGCCAGUGAUAGCGUUGGUUAACAUUCUGGCAUCAACUGUUAAUAAGCAGGGAGAAGAGGACAGAAUCCCAGUAACCCAAGGAGAAUGUUGCGUCUAUAGGCAUCCAUGGCAGUAAGAAAUCGCAACACAUUGCUCAACGGUAAAUUGUCUGCAUGUGUGUAUUACAUAACUGCUCUUAGUACCCCCCAAUAAUGUCUUUCCCUUUAUAAAACAUGGAAAAAUAUAACCGUAACAAACUUGGCACUAUCUCUUAGGAAACCAGUACAUGCAGGAUCCGGACCAGUUGGAAGAUGUGGAGAAAUAAAUUACAGAUCAUACAUCCCUUGGUAACUGUCUGGCAGACAUCUUUGGCUAUUGUGUAAAAAGCAUGGAGUCACCACUCCCCCUGUUAACUAGUGCAUUUGGCCUCUCUUCAGCAAGAUUGUAAGGUAUAGGUAUUUCAAACACUGGACCUCUACCAGUUGGUGAGCUGGGUCUCCCAUGAACCGUUGCAAGCCAUCUGAUGAUUUUAUGUUUUGGCAAAGGGUAAAAAGUGCAGUUUGCCAGCAGAGAGAGGCCCUCUGUUUUAACAGUUUUAAAGAAUUAAAUCAAUAAAAAAUACAUAUUUUUUGCACUGUUACGAGAGCAAAAGUGAAACAGGAUUUGUACAUCAGCUGGAUAUAUUUGUAAUUAUAGGGAACAUAAUGCCUUUAUGUAAAACAUUAGCAAAAUAUGUUUAAAAAGAAACAUAUUACACAGGAAAAAAAAAAAUAUCUAUUCUUCCGUUUAGAGGGACACUCUAUGCACCAAUAAAACUUGUGUAUUUUAUAGAUUUUGGCCUCAUUAAUAUGCUGUAUUGUUUGGAGGCAAAUCCAACAUCACUGUGGGAGCUGGUUUUAAUUAACAGCCUGGCUGCAGACAGUCAGAGAAACUACAAACAGGUAGUGAUAACUUUACUAUACGUGCCCCUGGGUGUCUUCUCCUCCUAAUGCAAGCUAAUUGGACCGCAUUCUGUAAAACAUUUAUAAUUUUGUGCAAAAUAUAAAACUAUGAAGAUUUAAGCACAUACAGCAUAUUAUAUGAUAUCAAUACGGAUGAUAUGGAUUUAAGUUUCACAGCUGCCGGGAAUGUCCCUUAAUAGUAGCAUUCUAAGUAUCAUAACUGUUGCUCAUCGGCUUGUGUCAAUUUUUUUUUUUUUUAAGUGUUCUGAAAAACCUAGGUCUCAUGCUGGGAAGUUGCAGAAUGGCCUCCACUGCUGAGACUCUGCUGAUGCAGAUAUGAACAUCCGCAUUAGCUUAUCCGCUUUUGGUGUCAAUGAUAAACAGUGUUAGUAAGUUAGUUAAAUGCUGGAUAAGGUUCUAAAUUAUUCGAGUUACAGCAGCGGGGUAAAGAUUGUAGGUGGUGUUUUAUUGAAUAGCUUAAAAAAUAUUAGAUACGGAUCAGGGUGAUGUAACCCACUUAGUUUGUAAGUACCAUAACAACUACAGCCUAGUAGUGGUUAUGGAUUAGGGAGUCCCUUUAAUAUUCUUUGCUCUCGUUUUGACUUUUGUAAACAGCUUUAAGCAAAGAUGUCCCGUUAAAGCAAACUUUAAGAUCCCGCUAAAAAAUAAAGGUCUACGAAGGCAAAACGCAUUGGGCUGUUCAACAAUGGAAAUUUUAUGAGUAAAUAAAGUUUGUUUUAACAGCAAACUUGUGCUUCAGAACUUUCCACAGUCAGUUGGUUUUAAUUGGUAGAAUCAAUUAUACAUCAAAUGACGGCAGUGAAUUAUUCAUGAGCAUUUAACUUUUAUAGGCAGUUUGUGCCUGUGUCUUAUGAAUACAUGUUUAUUGCGUAACCACUAAAAAAACCUUGUCCAAUAAGGCUUAGAGCAAGUUUCCAGACGAUUUCUCAGUAAUUUGUUGCCUGAGAUCCAUAUUUUAACACAGUUCAAGCAGGCAUCAUCAUGGUCAAUGUAAGCUCCUAGCAUGAAUAAUACCAAACAGGUAAUAGAUGGACAGUAAUUCUGUUUAUACAGGGUUGGACAUAGACUUUUCAGAGUUAUUUUGCUCUGUGUCCAAAAUAAGAUAGGUAAUACUUUGCAGAUAAUGACAGGGUUUCAGGUUUCCUAUUGACAUGGCCAAUGCAAUACUAAAUAUUUGAAAUAAAAGGUAUGGUAAUGAUGACUUCAAAGAAGAGUCGUCAAUUUGUUUAUACAAGUUAAUAUGUUUUACAGCUUCUGUGUAUAUUAUUUUACAACAUAUACAUACAAGUAAAUACCAUAUUUCAGUGCAUUUUCCAACUUUGCCUUACUAGGUGGGGCAUUUUUAAAUCCUCUUAGAUGCAUACAUAUUCAAAUAAAGGCCAAGCAGGUAGUCAAGAAGACUUUGUGCAUGUUGACAAUUCCUUAGGUCAUGUACAAGUGCUGGGAUUCUCAAAAAUAAAACUUUAUGAGCUUAAUUCGACUAUUCGAGCAUGGACUUGGCCAAUAUGAGGUGCGGACAACCACUUAAAAAUGGCUGCUCGCGCUAAGAAAGGGUAAGUUUGGAAAUGCUCCGUAGCGGUGUUUACGAGCAAUAUGUCAUCAGUGUAUAUUAUUGUAACGCAUACAUACAAGUAAUCUUUUUAUUUUCAAUGAUAAUAAAUUAUAACAAUUUUCCUUUUAAAUAAAAUGGCACUCUCACAAAAGUGAAAUAUGUACCUACUGUGGGAUGAUUUAAAAUUUAGAGAAAGUGAGAGAAGAUUCACAUGGUGAGACAGGAGGGGGACAAACCCUUUAAAAUUAUAUCUGCUUUUUUUGUGGAUUUGUUUUCUGCCAAUCAAAAUACAGGAAGAAUUUAAAUUACAGAUGUGGUAACAAAAAUGUAUAAAUGAAGACAAA
Messenger RNA from Pelobates fuscus (common spadefoot toad), 5905 nucleotides. It is a transcript of the gene B3GNT9, whose product is annotated as UDP-GlcNAc:betaGal beta-1,3-N-acetylglucosaminyltransferase 9. The record is from RefSeq and is a predicted model, not a curated record. Gene Ontology annotation, molecular function: UDP-glycosyltransferase activity; hexosyltransferase activity. NCBI's taxonomy places the organism in Eukaryota, Metazoa, Chordata, Amphibia, Anura, Pelobatidae. Gene Ontology annotation, cellular component: Golgi membrane. Bases 461 to 1732 code for a protein of 423 amino acids. The transcript is spliced from 2 exons.